Messenger RNA from Paraglomus brasilianum, 1047 nucleotides. The record is from the annotation of a GenBank genome assembly. Lineage: Eukaryota; Fungi; Glomeromycota; Glomeromycetes; Paraglomerales; Paraglomeraceae.
AUGGAGAAAAUCAGCAAGCACAAACCUACACUCUCAGUAAUGUCCAUACUGUCAACAACCGAUCCAAGCAUACUGUUUGCAAACAACGAUGCCGAAAUAGAAUCUAAUUUCGUAAGCCGUUCGACACAAAUAUCGGCAUCGUUACUGGAUCCGAUCAAGGCGGCAAUGACCCCAGAAAACUUUUCUGAAAAUUUUGUAGAAAUCAAUGGAAGACUUUUCAUGAAUGACAGUACAUUGAAAUGUUUUCUACCUAGCGAUAAAGAGGAAGCUAAAAGGUCAUUCGACCGUUACUACAUAGACAAACUCAUCUGGGGAAAUGACUACUCUGCUCCCAUCUUUGAUAGAUUGUCACAUGGUGCAAAGGUUCUUGACGUCGGAUGCGGUUCAGGAGCAUGGAUAACAAACAUGGCCCUGAACUAUCCUGCCUCAACAUUUGUUGGAAUAGAUGUCGCUCCUUUAUUUCCUGAUGUCAUUCCGCACAACACAGCAUUCCUUCAAUGUAACAUCGUCAAUGGUCUACCAUUUCCCGAUAAUUGUUUUGACUUUGUCAGGCAGGGAUUUCUCAUAAUUUGUAUGGAUUGGCAAAUAUGGAAGAAAAAAGUGAUAAAAGAAUUAAUAAGAAUAACAAAACCUGGCGGAUAUAUCGAAAUUAUGGAAACAGAUGGUCAGUUUCUCCAGCCGGGAAAAAUAGCGAGGAGGGUUAACCAUAAUCAGUCGACACUUUUCAAAAAUGCUGGAAUUAAUUUUGUCUCUAGCAAAAACGUCAUGACAGUAUUUAAUUCGCUCAACAAUGCUGUUACCGUCGCACCGAUAGAGGAAAAACCUCGACAAUUUGGAACCCGAGCUGGGAAACUGGGAGAAAUCUCAUUAAAAAAUUUCACACAAUCAUUUAAAUCACUGAAAACUAUUCUCUGUCCUCACUUUGGAUUUACGAGUGACGAAUUUGAACAAAUGACGAUGGACCUGGCGGAAGAACUUCGUCGAUGCAAUAGUAGUGUAAAUAAUUAUCGUGUUACUGCAAGAAAACAUGUGAAAUACGUAGAGUAG